Medicago truncatula (barrel medic) is the source of this 2904-nucleotide messenger RNA. Its product is annotated as G-type lectin S-receptor-like serine/threonine-protein kinase At4g27290. Gene Ontology annotation, molecular function: ATP binding; protein serine/threonine kinase activity. The record is from RefSeq and is a predicted model, not a curated record. Gene Ontology annotation, biological process: protein phosphorylation; recognition of pollen. Gene Ontology annotation, cellular component: plasma membrane. Bases 236 to 2689 code for a protein of 817 amino acids. The transcript is spliced from 7 exons. Lineage: Eukaryota; Viridiplantae; Streptophyta; Magnoliopsida; Fabales; Fabaceae.
UCCACUAAAAAUUAUUAGGUAUGACUUGCUAGCUUGGUGGGUAAAAAUUAAUGCUGUUGUAUUAUAUUGAUUGAUAAAGAUGAAAAUCUUUUUGACUUUAUAAAUCUUUGAUGCAUUCUAAUACUAUUUUAGAUGCAUUUGCUUUUUGACUAUAAUUAUAACAUCAAGUUUUGAAGAUUUUGGCUUGUUUUAUAGUUAGAGAAAAGCCAAAUAUUUGAUGAGUUUAUAGAUUAAAAUGCUUUUGAUGGAAAUCUUCAAGGUGCUAGUUUUGUGUUUUCUUGUAUUCAACUUCAUACCAUGCUUCAAUACCUUGGAGACCCUUGUUCCAGGACAAUCAAUCAAAGAUAAUGAGACACUAAUCUCAAAAGAUGGAACUUUUGAAGCUGGUUUCUUCAACUUAGGAGAUUCAAAUAACCAAUAUUUUGGUGUAUGGUACAAGGAUAUUUCACCAAUAACUGUUGUGUGGAUAGCAAAUAGAGAUUCUCCAUUAGGAAACUCAUUAGGAGUUUUUAAUGUAACUGAUAAAGGAAACCUUGUUAUUGUUGAUUCCAAAGGGGCUAUGAUAUGGUCCUCUAAUACCUCAACAACAGAUGCAAAACCAACUGUGCAGGUCUUGGAUAGUGGUAACCUAGUUGUGAAAGAUGAAACCAACCAAGAUAAAUUUUUGUGGCAAAGUUUUGAUAAACCUGGUGACACUUUACUCCCAGGUAUGAAAAUCAGAAGCAACUUAGUAAAUGGUGAUAUUAAAGGUUUGGUAUCUUGGAGAGAUACACAUGAUCCUUCUACUGGUUUAUAUUCAUAUAUUAUAGAUACUAAUGGUUUACCUCAAGUAGUGAUUACAAAAGGAAACUCAUUUUAUGUCAGAAUAGGUUCAUGGAAUGGAAAUAUGUUAACUGGAAUUCCUUCUACGACGCUUUACUCAAACUUUAAUUUCACUUUUUUUUUUACUGAGACGGAAGUUUCUUAUGGAUAUGAACUUUUGGAAUCAUCAAUAGUUUCAAGGUACAUGCUCACAUCGACAGGGCAAAUGACGCGUUACAUAUUUUCGGACCAGAAAAAGAGUUUUGAACUUUUCUUUCUUGGCCCUGCAGACAGUUGUGAUAACUAUCUUAUCUGUGGUGCAAAUUCUAAUUGUGAUCCUAAUAACACACCAGCAUGUGAAUGUCUUAAAGGUUUCAUUCCGAAGUCUAAAGAAAAGUGGAAUUCACAAAUUUGGUCGGAUGGUUGUGUUAGGAGAGUUCAGUUAGAUUGUGACAACAGGGAUCGCUUUUCAAAACGUAUGGGAAUGAAGUUGCCUGAUACAUCAAAAUCUUGGUUUAAUAAGAGUAUGAGCCUUGAAGAAUGUGAGAAAUCCUGUCUAGGAAACUGUAAUUGCACAGCAUAUGCAAGUUUAGAUGUCAGAGAUGGUGGAAGUGGUUGCAUACUUUGGUUUAAUAACAUUCUUGAUGCCAAAAAACUACGUGCUGGAGGACAAGACCUUUACAUAAGAGUUGCAGCUUCAGAACUAGACAAUAACACAGGCAUCAACAAGAAACUUGCUGGAAUUUUAGUAGGCUGUAUUAUGUUUACUUUGAUCAUGAUAAUUCUGGGGGUCGCCAUAUAUCGCAAUCGGAGGAAGAAACCAGAGAAGCGAGUGAUGAAUCCGGUAUUUAGCUUCAAGAAUCACACUGACAGCAAUGAGAGUGAAGAUAUUGACAUACCAAUAUUUGAUUUAUCCACCAUUGCUAAUGCAACCAAUAACUUUUCCAUUGAUAACAAAUUGGGGCAAGGAGGAUUUGGACCAGUUUAUAAGGGUAAAUUGGAAAAUGGACAAGAUAUAGCAGUGAAGAGGCUCUGCAAUACUUCAUCGCAAGGGCCAAAAGAGUUCAUAAAUGAAGUUAAGCUAAUUGCGAAUCUUCAGCACAGAAAUCUUGUGAAACUACUUGGCUGUUGCAUUCAUCUGGACGAGAGACUCUUGAUAUAUGAAUUCAUGAUAAACAGAAGCUUGGACUACUUCAUUUUUGAUCAAACUAGAAGAAGUUCAUUGCAUUGGACUCGAAGAUUUCAAAUUAUUCGUGGGAUCGCUCGAGGACUUCUUUAUCUUCAUGAAGAUUCUAGAUUAAGGAUUAUCCACAGAGAUCUCAAGACCAGCAAUAUUCUUCUAGACAAAAAUAUGAAUCCUAAAAUAUCAGACUUCGGUCUUGCUAGAACAUUAUGGGGAGAUGAAGCUGAAGUCGAAACAAUUAGAGUAGUAGGAACUCAUGGUUACAUAUCUCCAGAGUAUGCAGCACGUGGAUUUUUCUCCGUGAAAUCAGAUGUCUUUAGUUUCGGUGUUAUUAUACUAGAGACAAUAACUGGAAAAAAGAACAGGGAAUAUAGUGACCAUCAUGAUCUUGACCUUCUUGGAUAUGCAUGGAGAAUGUGGUGUGACUCAACGCCGUUGAUGCUGAUAGAUGAAUCUCUAAGCGAUUCGAUUGCUGUAGCCGAACCUGAAAUAUUGAGAUGUAUUCAGAUAGGGCUUUUAUGUGUGCAAGAGAGACCUGAUGACAGACCAGACAUGUCAGCAGCAGUUCUAAUGCUGAAUGGUGAAAAAGCAUUGCCUAAGCCAAAGGAACCAGCCUUCUUUCCACACCAAUUCGGCUCGUCAUCAGGAACUACUAAGUUGUAUUCAAACAAUGAAGUUUCCAUAACAAUGUUAGAAGCAAGAUAGUUUAAAUGAAACCAAAGGCCAAUUCUCUUGUCAAUAUAAUGUUGGCUUUUUUGUAGAAGUACUUAACCACAAAAGAAACUUCUGGUAAAAGUUUUUUUUUUUUUUUUUUUUUUGUAUUUGUACAUCAUUAUUGUUGUCUUUGUACCUGUGUUUAGGUUUAAUCCAUUGAGAGUGAUAAUAGAAUGAUCAGAGGCUUAAAAGAAUGAUCUAUCUAA